Messenger RNA from Amphimedon queenslandica, 795 nucleotides. RefSeq lists its product as uncharacterized. Lineage: Eukaryota; Metazoa; Porifera; Demospongiae; Haplosclerida; Niphatidae. Bases 1 to 795 code for a protein of 264 amino acids. The transcript is spliced from 2 exons. The record is from RefSeq and is a predicted model, not a curated record.
AUGUCUCGUUCGUGCCCUUCAACACCUCCGAGGUCGACUACUCCUGCUCCUCUGUUUCCUGCUGCUACCGUCGACAUUUCUUCUGUCCAACUCAAACUACCACCAUUCUGGGAAGCGGACCCUCCUGUUUGGUUCGCGCAGGUAGAAGCUCAAUUUGCCACAAGACAAAUUACUUCCCAGAAGACCAUGUUUGAACACGUCAUUGCUUCUCUUUCUCCACAAUAUGCUAUGGAAAAACAGUUGGUGAAGCGCACUGCUGCUUCUGAACAACGCCAUCUGCAACAAUUAUUUAAUUCAGAAGAGCUUGGUGAUAGAAAGCCCUCUCAAUUGCUCCGUCGAAUGCAACAACUACUAGGAGAUAAAGCAGCAUCUACUGACGGUUCUUUUCUGCGAGAGUUAUUUCUACAACGACUUCCACAUAAUGUUCGUAUGGUAUUGGCUGGCUCUGGUGAUGAAAUUCAUGAAGACUUAGAUAAACUAGCCACUCUAGCUGAUAAGAUACUUCAGGUCUCCACACCGCAAGUAUCCACUGUGGCUACUUUUACUGAAGUUGAGCAACUCAGUGCUGAAAUUGCUGCUCUCAAGACACUACUUGAAUCACAACAAAAGCAGUCGUCACAACGUAAGACAGCAUCCCGUUCAGCUCAUCACUCUCGUCGCUCUAGUCCAGCUCGCCCUGUCACUACACAACAUCAGAGUACUACACUUUGCUGGUACCACAGUCGAUUUCAGGCUGCUGCCAGGAAAUGUCAACCACCUUGCUUCUGGUCAGAAAACGACCAGGCCAGGCACUGA